AUGUUGAAAAUUAUUGUGCUAACAGCUAUUGUUCUAGAAGUUUCCAGUAGUGAGUUUUCAUUUUUCGAGGAUUUCAAAAACGAAUUUCUAGCCUUCUAUGGAUCAAUGACAGGGUACGCCUGUAAUCAACCAAGUCUAUAUCAAGGCUGUAAUUGUCAGAGUUUGUGCCAACCCUACACCGAGCCAUACAAUAUAUACUACCAGCACGGGUACGGUUGCCAAGGACUCUGUCCUGGAGGAUGUGAAGAGGAAGAUAGUCAUGGAUCAGAGUGUGGAAUGAAAAAGAGGAGGAAGAACAAGAAGAAAAGCAAAAAGAAGAAGAAGAAGUUUCAUUUUUCAGAAGAGGACACCAGUGUAGUGGAUAAUGAAUCCCUCCACCACCACAAAAAGAAGAAACCAUCAGACGAUGACGAUGAAUUCCCACUUCCUCCGAGCUCUGAAGAAGUGGACGCAGCGAAAAGUUCCAAAACUGAAGACAAGGAUUGGGAGGAUGAUGAGAAGUGGGAGAGCAAGUUUGUGAGCCGAACCACGACAGUUAGACCUGCUCCUGCUCCAGCGACUGGUAGCGGUCUUGGAGGACUUGGUCUUGGAAAUGGGGGACUUUUCGGAAUCAGCAGUGGAGUUGGUGUCGGUGUGCCUGGCGUUGGGCCGAUAGGAGUUUCCAGUGGUCUUGGAAUCGGGAAGUAG
Caenorhabditis briggsae is the source of this 687-nucleotide messenger RNA. NCBI's taxonomy places the organism in Eukaryota, Metazoa, Nematoda, Chromadorea, Rhabditida, Rhabditidae. Bases 1 to 687 code for a protein of 228 amino acids. The record is from RefSeq and is a predicted model, not a curated record. The transcript is spliced from 3 exons.